UGUUCAGAGAAUCAAAACCUAAUCGAGUGAAACGUAGUAGCAUACAUUUCUUAUCUGUGUUUUGUGAUUGGUUCAUUCAUGGCUCUUUCCUUUUCUCACCACGCUCUUCUCCAUGGAAACAAAACACCUUUUACUCUGCAAUUUCAAUGCAUCACUUCAUCAAACCCCAACAACGCAAACAUAUUCACGUACCCUUCUAUUCGGUGUUGCUCAAGUUUGAACCAAAAAAGCAGCAUCAACCUCAGAACUUGCAAGAACUGCAAAACCCAAUUCGACCCUUCUCUCAAUCACCCUCUUGCUUGUCGAUUUCACACUGCCCAUUUUGGAGGAGAAACUAAGAGAAAGUUUGAGAGUGUGUAUGAAGGGGGCACCAUGAGUACACCUGACUCUGGCAAAGUUUUUCAGUAUUGGCAUUGCUGUGGUUCUGAAGAUCCAUUUGAUCCUGGUUGCACAUCUUCUCCUCAUACCUCAUAUGAUGAUUGAUUCAUCAUCGUCAUCCAUGAAUCAAAUUCACUUCUUCCAUUUAUUUUUCUUGUAGCUAUAUAUGGAAUAUUCUAAACUCUUGUAUAAAUUUUAGAUUCCCUGAAUAAUUUUGGAAAAUUUAAAUGUUGCUCAGAUGCAAAACAAAGUUUGUGACUACAUAUCUAAUAAUCUGGCACCCAAAGGGUAUAAUUUUCUUGUA
Molecule: messenger RNA, 682 nt
Organism: Vigna unguiculata (cowpea)
Lineage: Eukaryota; Viridiplantae; Streptophyta; Magnoliopsida; Fabales; Fabaceae
Product: carboxypeptidase
Source: RefSeq, a predicted model, not a curated record